AUGGCGGAAAGCAAAAGCAAAAGCAAGCAACUCCACCUCACGGCGUUCAUGCGGCCGGUCAGCCUGCACACGGGAGCGUGGCGGUACCCGGGGGCGUACGCAGACGCGAACUUCAACCUGGCGCACCUGAAGACGUUCAUCCGCAAGCUAGAGGAGGGCAAGUUCGACGCGUUCUUCAUGGCGGACCACCUGGCGGUGCUGAACAUGCCUGUGGAGGCGCUGAAGCGCAGCCACACGGUGACGUCGUUCGAGCCGUUCACGCUGCUGUCGGCGCUGUCGCAGGUGACGGAGCGGAUCGGGCUGGCGGCGACGGCGUCGACCACGUACGACGAGCCGUACCACAUCGCGCGGCGGUUCGCGUCGCUCGACCACCUCAGCGGCGGGCGGGCCGCGUGGAACAUCGUGACCACGGGCAACCCGGAGUCGGCCAAGAACUUCGGGCGCGACGAGCAUGUCGAGCACGCCGACCGCUACCGGCGCGCCCGCGAGUUCUACGACGUCGUCACGGGCCUGUGGGACAGCUUCGCCGACGACGCCUUCGUGCGCGACCGCGACUCCGGCGUCUUCUUCGACCCGGAGAAACUGCACGUGCUGAACCACCAGGGCCCCGACCUCAAGGUCAAGGGCCCCCUCAACAUCGCCCGCCCCGUCCAGGGCUGGCCCGUCAUCGUCCAGGCCGGCCAGUCCGAGCCCGGCCGCCAGCUGGCCGCCGAGACGGCCGAAGUCGUCUUCUGCUCGCCGCGCGACCGCGCCGCCGCCAGGGACCUGUACGCCGACAUCAAGGGCCGCGCCCGAGCUGCUGGCCGCGACCCCGACCAUCUCAAGAUCCUGCCCGCCGCCCUGGUCAUCGUCGCCGACUCGGUCGACCAGGCCAAGGCCCGCCGCCUGCAGCUCGACAGCCUGGUCCACUACGACAGCGCCAUCGCCUCGCUGUCCGUCGCCCUGGGCGCCGACGCCUCCGGCUUCGACCCGGACGGCCCGCUGCCCGUCGACGACAUCCCCGAAACCAACGCCAGCAAGACCAGCCAGCAAGGCGUCAUCAAGCUCGCCCAGGACGAGGGCCUGACCGUCCGCCAGCUCGCCCAGCGCUUCGGCGGCUACUCCGGCCUGGCCUUUGUCGGCACCCCCGAGUCCAUUGCCGACGAGAUGGCCACCUGGCUCGCUGAGGACGCUGCUGAUGGCUUCACCGUCGUCUUUCCCUUUGUGCCACAGGGCCUGGACGACGUCAUCGACCGCCUGGUCCCCGAGCUGCAGCGCCGUGGCAUCUUCCGCCGCGACUAUGAGGGCACCACCUUGCGGGAACAUCUGGGUCUUCCGCGGCCCAAGAACCAGUUCUUUGCAUGA
Molecule: messenger RNA, 1344 nt
Organism: Capronia epimyces CBS 606.96
Lineage: Eukaryota; Fungi; Ascomycota; Eurotiomycetes; Chaetothyriales; Herpotrichiellaceae
Product: alkanesulfonate monooxygenase
Exons: 1
Coding region: 1-1344 (447 amino acids)
Molecular function (GO): monooxygenase activity; oxidoreductase activity, acting on paired donors, with incorporation or reduction of molecular oxygen
Source: RefSeq, a predicted model, not a curated record